GCGCAGGGAGGUGCGGUCCUUCCCGGGCGGUGCUGUCCCUCCCUGUCCCUCCCCGUCCCUCUCGGGGCGCGGUCCGGCGCUGCCCGGCCAUGCGGGCGGGCUGAGCGGCUCCGCCGCCGCCUGUCCCGGCCGAGGAUGGCUUCCAGUUUCAACGACAUCGUCAAGCAGGGCUAUGUGCGCAUCCGGAGCCGGCGGCUGGGGAUUUACCAGAGAUGCUGGCUGGUGCUGAAAAAGGCUUCAAGCAAAGGGCCCAGGAGGCUGGAGAAGUUCUCAGAUGAACGAGCUGCUUACUUCAGGUGCUACCACAAGGUCACAGAGCUCAAUAACGUGAGGGAUGUCUCCAGGCUGCCCAAAAGCACAAAGAAACACGCUGUGGCCAUUUAUUUCAGUGAUGACACCUCCAAAACCUUUGCUUGUGACUCAGAGCUUGAGGCAGAUGAGUGGUGCAAGGUGCUGCAGGUGGAGUGCCUGGGAACUCGGAUUAAUGACAUCAGCCUUGGAGAGCCUGACUUGCUGGCAUCUGGAGUAGAGAGGGAGCAGAGUGAGAGAUUCAAUGUGUAUUUGAUGCCAUCCCCUAACUUAGAUGUGCAUGGGGAAUGUACCUUGCAGAUAACAGCUGAGAACAUCUACCUUUGGGACAUCCAGAACCCCAGAGCCAAGCUGCUCUCGUGGCCGCUCAGUGCCCUGCGGCGCUACGGGCGCGACCCAGCCUGCUUCACCUUCGAGGCUGGCAGGAUGUGUGACACAGGAGAGGGGCUCUUCAUCUUCCAGACCAGGGAGGGGGAAGCCAUCUACCAGAAGGUGCACUCAGCUGCCCUGGCCAUAGCAGAGCAGCACGAGAGGCUGCUGCAGAGUGUCAGGAAUUCCAUGCAGCUGAGCAGGAGCGAGCGGGCGCUGUCGCUGGGCGCCGUGCUGCCGCUGCCCCGCAGCGCCUACUGGCACCACAUCCAGCACAGCCCGGGGCUGCUGGGGCUGACAGGUGUUUCCAGCCCUGUGAAGCUCCAGUGCACAGACAGUUUUCCAACCUGCAGGUCAGAGCAUUGAUGGAAAUCCUGGAGGAAUUACAAACUCCUUGUCCUCUGACCAACUGCCCCAGUGGUGACAACCCAGGGUGGAAACACAGAGAAGUUCAGGUUGGAUGAACAAUUCUUGCCAUACAAAGGAUUUUUUUAAACUGUGCCAGAAGCAGAAACUCUAGUGUGGAUACUGGGGAGAGGAACCAAGCCACCAAACCCUCUGGUGUAAUUUUAUAUCUUACAGCUGGACAGAGAAGAAGUCACUCCCUAAACAUUUCCAGAUUUUGUAUGAUAGGAAUGUUGUAAAUACAUGAGAUUUUUGCUGUAGUGUGCUUGUUUUGUCUCCUGACACUGCUGCUUUGUGGCAAUGCUUAUCUUUACUUAUUCCCAUUAUUGUUCCCUGUUCCUCAAACCUGGAGUGGUGGCCAGUUUGAAGCAGCUCUUGGAUACAAUUGUUCCUAUUUGAAGGCUUGAUUGAUUUCUUUUAAAAGAAUCUCCUCUUUCCUGUAUUUAUUUCCAUCUCUGUAAACAUUG
This is a messenger RNA of Oenanthe melanoleuca, 1550 nucleotides long. RefSeq names its product docking protein 5 (gene DOK5). The transcript is spliced from 8 exons. Lineage: Eukaryota; Metazoa; Chordata; Aves; Passeriformes; Muscicapidae. The record is from RefSeq and is a predicted model, not a curated record. Gene Ontology annotation, biological process: cell surface receptor protein tyrosine kinase signaling pathway; positive regulation of MAPK cascade. Gene Ontology annotation, cellular component: cytoplasm. Bases 136 to 1044 code for a protein of 302 amino acids.